AAGUUAGAAUCCUCCAACUAUAAAAAAAACAUAAAUCAGCCACCGGGCGGCGGCGACUUCACUUUUUCCGUCCACCGGCUGAAAGAGAAAAAUAUUUCACCACCUAUUUUAAAAAGGUUUUUUCAGAAAAUGGAGAAAGUAAUGAAUAUAUUGAAGCCGAAACCGAAUCCUCAACAGAUUUUGAGGGAUUGGCAACGUCGGCUCCGGCAAGAGUGUCGGAAUAUUGAACGUCAAAUUCGAGAUAUACAAAGGGAGGAGAAGAAUGUACAGAAAGCAAUUAAAGAAGCAGCAAAGAGAAAUGAUAUGGGUUCUGCCAAGGCACUUGCUAAAGAGAUUGUGAGAUCUAAAAAGACUGUGAACCGAUUAUACGAGAAUAAGGCGCAGUUGAAUUCAAUAUCCAUGCACCUUGGAGAAAGUGUUGCCAUUGCUCGCACAGUGGGGCAUUUGUCUAAGAGCGCUGAAGUCAUGAAGCUCGUCAAUAAUCUUAUGAAGGCUCCAGAAGUGGCUAUGACAAUGCAGGAGUUUAGUAAAGAAAUGACCAAGGCUGGUGUCAUGGAAGAAAUGGUCAAUGAUGCGGUGGACAGUGCCCUGGAUUCAGAAGACAUGGAAGAGGAAAUUGAAGAAGAAGUUGACAAGGUCCUGACUGCAAUUGCUGGUGAAACUACUGCACAAUUACCUGAAGCAGUCCGAAAGGAGAAGUUAAAGCAACCCGCCCAGGCAGUGGAGGAUGCAGAGGAUGACGAAGAAGAUCUAGAAGAACUAAGGGCACGUCUUGCUAAAGUUAGAUCCUAAGUGAUUUUUAAAAUUGACUCGCGCUGCCUCUAAGGCUUCGAUGUAAAAUAUGUUGUGUGUGAAACAAAGACCUCUUCUAUGGUCUGACGAGUUGCAUCUUCUAUCUGGAAGAGAGGAUAUUGAAGUACCUUCUAUAUCUUAGAAUCAAUACUCAUGAUUUCUUGUAUUGAUUAUCAAUGUGAGUUGUGAUCUUUUUCUCUUUGAGCAUGCUUUUCAUUGUAUGGUAACUGAAAAUCUAUGCUAACAACAUUUCUUGCUAUUUAGUAGAAUUGGCUGUUCAAUGUUA
This is a messenger RNA of Solanum lycopersicum (tomato), 1078 nucleotides long. The record is from RefSeq and is a predicted model, not a curated record. Lineage: Eukaryota; Viridiplantae; Streptophyta; Magnoliopsida; Solanales; Solanaceae.